Haplochromis burtoni (Burton's mouthbrooder) is the source of this 1838-nucleotide messenger RNA. It is a transcript of the gene grap2b, whose product is annotated as GRB2 related adaptor protein 2b. The transcript has 7 exons. Gene Ontology annotation, molecular function: protein binding. NCBI's taxonomy places the organism in Eukaryota, Metazoa, Chordata, Actinopteri, Cichliformes, Cichlidae. The record is from RefSeq and is a predicted model, not a curated record. Bases 175 to 900 code for a protein of 241 amino acids.
UGGCUCUUUGAUGAGGUACUUGACAGGUCGUCAUUUUGAGUUAUGGCCAGCUGCCCUCCUGUUUUCCGAGCAGCCGCAUUGCUCCUGAUUCUCUGAAGACACAUUGCACAGCCCUUCAAAUAACACUGUUUGUGUGUGUGUGUGUGUGUGGACAAAAUUCAAGGUUUGUCUACGAUGGAGGCUACGGCCAAGUUUGACUUUGAAGCUAAAGCGGAGGAUGACCUGAGCUUCAAAAGAGGAGACUGUUUGAAAAUUCUGCAAACAUCUGGGAACUGGUACAGAGCAGAGCACAACGGAGCUAUGGGCUUUGUCCCAAAAAACUAUAUCGACAUUCACAUCCCCAGCUGGUAUCAGGAAAACACCAGUCGCACUGACGCCCAGGAGAUACUGAUGUCACAGCCCGUGGGGGCCUUUCUCAUACGAAGCAGCCGAAAACCAGCUCCAGGCGACUUCUCCAUCUCUGUCAGACAUCCAGCAGAUGUUCAGCACUUCAGGGUGAUGCGUGACAGCAGAGGGCAGUACUACCUGUGGUCAGAAAAGUUUCCCUCACUCAAUCAGCUGGUGGAAUACUAUAAAAAAAAAUCCAUCUCCAAACAGAGUCUACUAUUGCUCAAAGAGACGCAAAAAGAGGAAAGAGGAGACUCAAAUAAGCUUCUACCUCCUCAUCCUAUUUUUCCACGUUCUGACCGUGCGCCUUCUCCAGCACCACGACAGCGCAAAACCUCCCACACAACGCAGGUCAGAGCCCUUUACGAUUUCAAGGCAGAAGAGGCGGACGAGCUGGAGUUCAGUGCAGGGGAUAUCAUUGAGGUUUUGGAGGUCUCUGACCAGACCUGGUGGAAAGGUCAGUUAAGGGGCAAAAAAGGCCUUUUCCCCUCCAACUACACCAAACCCAUCUGAGAGGACGGCCCACAGGCAAACAUCUGUAAAACUACUGCAACUUUUUUAGUCAAACAUCUAAUGCUGGUUUUGUUUGUGUUUUUGAGAUUAAAUUUCAAACUUAGAGCAACUCAAAACUGCUAGCAGGAAAAGGCUCACCAAUACACCAAGCAUGCGAGACUUUAAUUUUCAUCAUGUCAAGGAUAGCGUUCAUGUUUGUCAUUGACAAGACAUAAAAAGCCCAAGUCAAGAUAAAAACAUGUUUUUUUCUGUUUUUUAAUGAAAAAGUAUUUCAUGUAUACCUAAUGCUAUUAUUUCUGAGAGAAAUCAUCCAUUUACAAAUGCAUUUUACGCAUGAUAAGUGUCACCGCAUGAAUGCUACUCUGUAAACUUUUUUUUGUCAGCCUUAUGAUUAAGUUUGUUGUACUUUUUGAUCACAUCGUGGUGUUGGAUUCCUAACAAGGCCCACGUUUUAGUACUGUAAUUUAUGAACUUUUGAAGUUGUUGCUGAUUGCUCAGACUCCACACAACAAAAAGGUAUUGUGCAGACAUAUCAUAAGUAAACCAUCCAGAGGGUUCAGUCAUGUGUGUGUCCAUGUCUGAAAAGUAAUAAAAGCAUUUUAGGACACUCUGAAGUCUAAAAGUAAAAGUUAUUGUGUGUCAUGUCCCAUAUACUAAUAAUAAAGCAGAUCUAUAUUCCAGUAUUUCAGUAUUCGGUUGUGACCAGAGUAUUUUAAGAACAACACAAAUGUGUUUUAGACAUUCUCAAAAUAGACCCUAGAAGUUGUUUCACUUUAUUUAGGGCAUAUGACACUGCUUAUCUUGUUUGGCCCACAUAUAAAGUGCGUGUUUGUUCGGUUUAUUACCUGGGCUGACCUUAUCAAGGCUGCUAAGAAAGAAAAGAAAACUCCCAGUAGCUUCAGAGUACGUGUUUCUAUAGCUCUCGGGACAAACGUGUG